Messenger RNA from Camellia sinensis, 1370 nucleotides. NCBI's taxonomy places the organism in Eukaryota, Viridiplantae, Streptophyta, Magnoliopsida, Ericales, Theaceae. The record is from RefSeq and is a predicted model, not a curated record.
GUGGCGGUGCCAAGGGAAGUAAGAUCGUAGUGACUACACGGAGCAAAUGGGUUGCUACAACUGUGGGCACAGUUCCUAUAUACAAUUUAGAGAGUCAUUCGGAUGAAGAUUGCCAUGAAUUGCUUUUGAAAUGGGCGGGUUGUCGUGAAAAAUUGGGGGAAGAACAUGAUGGGAUUGCGAAGCUCUCAGAAAUUGCAAAGGAAAUCGUGAAAAAAUGCCACGGAUGUCCUCUUGCAGCGAAGACUUUAGGUAACAGUCUGUUUAUGGAGACCGAUGAAAGUAAAUGGUUGGAUUUAAAAGAGAAAGAACUAUGGGAAUUGGCGCAAAAGAAACACGACAUUUUGGGCGUGUUAAGAUCGAGCUACAACUCACUACCGACUGACUUGAAACGCUGCUUCAUAUAUUGUUCAAUCUUCCCAAAAAGCUAUAAAAUUGAGAUCGAUAAAUUGAUCCAGUUGUGGAUGGCGCAGGGGAUCAUUAAGUUAAGUGGCCUAAAUCGCGAGUUGGAAGAUACUGGUAUUGAUUAUUUGGGUCGAUUAUGUUCCAUAUUUUUCUUAGAAAAAAUUGAAAAACAACACGGCAAUUUAUCAAAUACCUGUAGAAUGCACGAGAUCAUUCAUGAUCUUGCAGUAUUUAUGGCAAAUGGAGAAUGCUUAAGUACUGCAAAUUAUCAUUCUGGUUCGAUUUUUGAGAGAGUUAAGCAUGUAUCGUUUCUUGAUUGUGAUUGUUCAGGGAAAGAAGGUGUCACAAAAUCGUUGUUUGAACUAGAGAAUCUACGGACGAUUUUAUUUCCAUUUCAAGGAGUGGGAGCCGGUGAUAAUCAGGGCUUUGUUAACAGAUGCAUCUCAAAGUUCAAGUAUCUACACGUUCUCGAUUUCAGCAACUCAUGUUUGAAAGUGUUGCCUGACUCCAUUGGCAAUUUGAAGCAUUUGAGGUUUUUAGACCUCAGUGGAAAUGCAAAUAUCGAGACACUUCCUAAUGCUAUUUGCAGACUUUACAAUUUGCAGACUUUGAGAAUCUGGAAUUGUGUUAAAAUCCGAGAGUUGCCCAAAAAAAUAGGAAACUUGAUCAGUCUCAGGCAUUUGUACUUAACCACACAGCAGAGUUGUUUGCCAGAGAAAGAGAUUCAACAAUUGACCUCUCUCCGAUCCUUUCAUAUUAUAGGCUGUGAAAACCUUACAUAUUUGCCUGAAGAGAUGCAACUCCUCACCGCGCUCACAACAGUGACCAGUGCAGCGUGUCCCAAUUUGACUUCUCUGCCAAAUACCAUGCAGAAGCUAGCCAACUUGAGGAAUUGGGAGAUUAGUAAAUGUCCGAAUCUUAACUUGGCAGGGUGGGAGGACUUUAGAGGCCUUAGGAGGCUUCAAUAA